This is a messenger RNA of Papaver somniferum (opium poppy), 902 nucleotides long. RefSeq lists its product as uncharacterized. Bases 195 to 902 code for a protein of 235 amino acids. Lineage: Eukaryota; Viridiplantae; Streptophyta; Magnoliopsida; Ranunculales; Papaveraceae. The transcript is spliced from 2 exons. The record is from RefSeq and is a predicted model, not a curated record.
CAUCUCUAUCCUAAUGAAAACCCCCAAAUUCCAGAAAACAGAAGAAAAAAACUUCCUUUUAGCUCCAAUUCCACAUAGAGGGGAGAUCCACUAAUCGCUAUCCUCAGCUUUCUCUAUCAACCCUGAAUCCCGCCAUUGGGGGAAACUCAUUUCAUCCAUCUGAUCGUUUCAUCUCUAAGAACAAGGGUUUCUGGAUGUCAAAGAGAACAGGGUGUUUAACCGAUGGAGAGAUGGCAUAUGAUAACUCCUCAAGAAAUGAAUCAAAACGUGCUCACCCGUGGUUUCUUGAUGAUACGGAACAAGAACCACUCCCCAGCAAGAAGCAAGCAGUUGGAUCAUCUAACAGCCAGUCGUUUCCAGGGUUUGUAAAUCCAGUUCGUUGGGACAAUUCUUCUUGCUUUCACUUGGUUCCAUCUCGGGGGGUUCCAUCUCAAUUCGGUGAUACAUUAUUUGGAGUUGAACCAGCAAGGAGUAUUGAUCUUGGUGCCAGAAGUACUCCAUCAAAUGGUUUUGAGAAUCUAGAUGUGGGAAGAAGGGGUAUUCAGGACCAGUUUGGAAACGAGGGCGCCAUUCCCUUAUCAACGACUAAUACCAUGGAAGAUCCUGGGUCAUGCUUUAGUUAUGGAGGAAUUCGAAAAGUUAAAAUCAAUGAGGUUAAGGAAACCGACCAUGGCAUGUCUUUUCCGAUUGGUGAUGCCUUUAAUAAAGGGGAGAUCAGUACCAUAUCUUUUGGUGGGUUUCAUGAUGACUCGGAGAUGAACCCCUCUGCAAGAAUCAUAAGCAGUUACGACAUGUUAAUGAGUCAGUCAUCAGUUCACCAGCCAGAAGUAAUGAAGGAAAAAGAGUCAAUGGACACGCAGAGAGACAUCUGCUGGUACCAGCCAAGUUGUCAAUACUUCUAA